This is a messenger RNA of Eleginops maclovinus (Patagonian blennie), 3056 nucleotides long. RefSeq lists its product as uncharacterized. The transcript is spliced from 16 exons. The record is from RefSeq and is a predicted model, not a curated record. The coding region runs from base 387 to 2027 and encodes 546 amino acids. Lineage: Eukaryota; Metazoa; Chordata; Actinopteri; Perciformes; Eleginopidae.
CCUUAACUUUCACUUUCGGACGGAGGGUAAUGGUGUAUGUACGAAGGUCGAUUCGAAAUACUGUCUAUAAUAUUUUAUUGCUUUAGAAUAAUCGACAGCUAACGUUAUCAACAUCUUAAUCAUUUACCAUAUAAUUGAAGUAAAGCUCAUAUCGUGUGCUUCGGUCAGAUCAGAGGUUACUUUCGAUUUCCUCUCACAAUCUCCUCUUCGUCUUUCGAGUUGAGCUUGGCAGCGCGACAGCUAGGUGAAGUCAUGUCAGGUUUACUGGAGAUGUUAAAGAACGAACAUCCCGAUGUUGCUCAUCGUCUUCAUGAGGCAGGAAAUGCUCCCAUCACAGGUAAAUCAAACUUGUUGUUGCAGGUGCAAAUCUGCGCACUGAGGCUGACAUGCUGUCACUGACUCGAGAAGAUCUGCAUCAGCUGUUUCCUGGAGAAAAGUACCUCAAACUGAGAAGAACGAUCUUUGAUAUCAUACACAAACAGAAACCUGUUAGUCCGCUUUUAAGACACAUGAAACAAUUCAUCCCAGGUGAAUUGUUCAGGGCUGCUAUAAAUGACAACGGGGUGUUGGUUGAGUACCUCUAUAUCCUGAAGGACAUGCAGACCCAUAUGAAGGAUAUCCAGAGUUUCCAAGAUGCUCACAUUUGUUUUCUCAGAGAAAACAUCCAGAAUCAGCCAAACCCAGGAUCAGCCACCAAUCUAAAGGAACCCCUCAGUGACGGCCGUCCUCAAGAAGCACAAGAUUUACUGCAGAAAAGGAGAAAUACAAUCCCAGGUGUUGCUGAUGCUUUGCAACAGGCAGGUCUGUACACCGACACCAAAAUCCAGUCACUGACUCAAGAAAAGCUGCUCAAGCCGUUUCCUCCCCUGGAGAACGCCGAAAUGAUGACGACUAUCUUUGAAAUAAAAGAAAAUCAGGAAGAAUCCAUCGAGAAUCAGCCAAAGCAGGAAUGUACCUGUGAUCCAGCAAAGCGUCGCAAAUAUGGCCAUACUCAAGGGCCACACGGUGAAGUCUUGUCAGAUUUACUGAGGGAAAUAAGGCAAAAAUACCCAGCUGCUGUUGAUGUUCUGCGACGGGCAGGUCUCCACACCGACUCUGACAUCCGGUCACUGACUCGAGAAGAGCUGUUCGAGCUAUUUCCUGACCCGGAGAAUCUCCAACUGAGAAGGGGGAUCUUUGACAUGAUACAGAAACAGAAGUCUGUUGAACAUCUCCUCAGAGGAGUGUAUAACGUCACCUCAGAUACAUUUCUCAGCGCUGACAAAAGGGACUUGGUAGAUUUCCUAGGUAUCAUGAAUGACAAGAAGACCCAAAUGGAUAAUGUCAAGCGUUUCCUUGAUGCUCACAUUGAGGUUCUGGAAGAAUCUACCCAGGAUCCGCCAAUAUUCCAGCCAGAAUCAGCCAAACCAUCUGCAGCGAGUAAUCGCAAUGGACGCCUUCAUCCAAUGCCAGAUGGUUCCUCCGUUGAUAAGGUGCACUCUACUGGCAGAAAACAAGCACAAGGGCCCCCCAAGGUUGUGAAAACCGCGAAAGGCUAUUUGAAGUACCAGAUGGUUGUUAGCGGGAGAACAUUUUGUGCACAUGAGCAGCUGAUGGAGAAAGUGAAGAAGGAAGUUCAGGAUCAGUUUGCUCUUGUUCAAAGCAACAGCAACGACUGCGCUGUCACCAUUGUCUUCUGCCCCAUCGUUUCUCGCAUGGGGCCUGAUGUUGAGUCAGCCCUGAGAGAUGUUAAAUCUGAUAAACCUGUCAUUCUGGUUUUGUUGCACCACGCCUAUGAGGCCAAGUUCAUUCCAAAUGUGGAACAAGAGCGUCCUAACGUUCAGCUGCAAGUCAACGUGUUCUUUCACGAAACGAAACCUGGAUUACUUGAGUGUGAUGAAAAUAAAGCUGCUGUUAACUGCAUGAAAAAGAAAUUACAAGAUUUCCCCAUCUCAUAUGGCCAUGUUGUGGCUGCUGGAAAUUCUGGAUCAACUGGCAGUAACAACAAGAGUUCUAGAUCUGGAAUUCUGAAUUUGUUUAAUCGUUAGAAUUGGCAGUGUUGGUACGAGCAGCAAUGACGUUUUUUCCUCUCGUGUCAAACAAAAAAAAAGGAAUGGACCAAUAACAUCAGAAGACAAUCAAUCCAAAUGUGAUUCAUUAGACUGUUUUGAAUUGACUCUUCUAUCAUAAUCUGAAAACAUAAUUGUAUUCUCCUUUGUAAAAAGUGGUUAGCUACUAAUUUGUAGUCUAAUUAUAUAUCUCCGUGUAAUAAUUCUCCAGAUAUUAUAACAUGAGUGUAAAGUAAGUGAUUAAAGAGUGCAACAAAGCUUAGUGAUUUGCCAACAUAAUUACCUUUUGAAAACCUACAUAGGCCAGAAAUUAAAUAAUUACUGCAACUAUAAGAAUAGAAUGAAAGGCACAGUAUGUCUUGUUUUAAUGCAUGAAUGUUAAUUUUUGCUGCAACUAAUUCUAAAGUUUUCUUUCCUGAAGUGUAUGUUUUGUGUGAUGACGAUAUAUGUAAUACUUAUAUACACUAGAAUACUUAAUAACACAUUAAUAAUACAGUCUGCCAAUUAAGAAAAACAUCAAAAAUGUGGUUGCGUAUUGCUAUACAGUAAUCUAACAAACGUUAUGAUACGUUUUUUUGGUUUAAUUUACAUUAUUUGUGUGUUAACCUCAUUGUUAUUGCAGGGAAAUUGAACCGCAAACAGUUUUAGAGGUUAGAAGGUAUAUUUAGACCUAUAAAUCAAAGCUUAUUUAAAGCCUUGACAUAUUUUAAGUGGAUGUUUAUGUAUUUGGUUGGUGGAAACAAAGUAAAAAACAGCCACGUGUAUGCGGAGGAGCUGUCAUGAAACAUCUAUUCUUUGAUUUGAAGGCUUUUGUCCAUGAAAUUAUUGUUAUUUCUGUUGACGUUGCCUAAUACAUUCUCACAACUUAACAUCCAAUACUAACACCUUUAGAGUUAAACACAACUACUGAGAUUGUGGGAGUAGUAUGAGGAAGACUCCAGAUAUGCUAACUUCUUUAAUUUGCAGUUGUUAGGCCAUCAACUAAUAAAAAAAACUCUGACCUCAGGA